GCUGUAGUAAUAUCAAUAUUACUACGUAAGUGUGUAUUAUCAUGAUAUUUUGAGGAAAAAAGAAAAAACACUGGAAAUAUGGCGGUGAGUGUAAGAGAAGUGCUGACGAAGUUUUAUGAGGACUAUGUGUCAAAUACCCCGAAACGAUUGAAAGUUAUAGAUGCCUAUGUUUUUUAUAUUAUUCUAACAGGAAUAAUUCAGUUUGUGUAUUGUUGUCUAGUGGGUACCUUUCCUUUCAACUCGUUUCUAUCGGGAUUUAUUUCGUGUGUAGUGUCUUUCGUUCUUGCCGUGUGUUUACGACUGCAAGUUAAUCCACAAAAUAAAAGCCAGCUACACUACAUUGGCUCAGAACAAGCUUUUGCUGAAUUUAUCUUUGCUCACGUCAUUUUGCAUCUAGUCGUCAUGAAUUUCAUUGGAUGAUCCGCUUGAAAUCAUCUUAGGUUGUUUGAAGAGGUGUUUCCACGGUGAGCAAGAUUCAGUGUUCCAUUCUUGUCAUUUGAUGAUUUCCAUUAUGCAAAGUGAGAAAAUUAGCACUUGUAUACAAAAUUUUAAAAGAUUCAAUAAAAAUUAAUAUAUGCUUUUCUUGAUAA
Molecule: messenger RNA, 590 nt
Organism: Limulus polyphemus (Atlantic horseshoe crab)
Lineage: Eukaryota; Metazoa; Arthropoda; Merostomata; Xiphosura; Limulidae
Gene: Dad1
Product: dolichyl-diphosphooligosaccharide--protein glycosyltransferase subunit DAD1-like
Exons: 3
Coding region: 79-420 (113 amino acids)
Biological process (GO): protein N-linked glycosylation
Cellular component (GO): membrane; oligosaccharyltransferase complex
Source: RefSeq, a predicted model, not a curated record